AUGCUGUUUCGUGUGCUGUUGCUGAUUUCGUGUGCCCUUGCGGCCAAAAUCAGACCGUUCCCGGAAACAGACCUCGACCUGGCCAAACUGCCCGCCUACGCCGUCAACGACCCGGUCAAACUCGCGUGCAACGCCCGGCAGAUCGACAACGGCGAGCACAAGUUCGAUGCCAACGGCAACGUCGUGCUCGAGCCCGUCGUGCGGUGCCUGGAAACAAACGCCCCACUUGCGUUCAAAUACGGCGUCAACGAACGCAUCACCUGCACAGUCAAGUUCGAAGACGAACUGUACCAUCUGUUCCAGCUGUACCUGCACAACGACGUGCCGUUCUCGUGUCGCAUGGACGUGAAACCAGCCACAGGCGUCACUGUGCCGCUGGUGUUCCAGUUCCGCGGCGUGGUGGAGGAAUCCCACUUCGACAUCGACCCAAACUUGAACGUUCUGCUGCUCUCCAAGGAUAACCAGAUCGUCUCCAGCACAGCCUGGUCCAGCUCGCUCAACACCACCAAAGUGAUCAUCGGCGACCAGGUGCCGCUGCAAUUCGACGUGCACUGGAUCGAUGGCGGCCGGCUCGACGUCAACGACCAGGACGUGCGGUUUCUGCGGCUGCCCAACCCGCCCAGCUUUGCACUAGUUGCUCUGUACUGCCUCGCGUCGAUCGUCCUGGGAGCCGUCGGCGCGGUCGGUCUGGGCUACAAGCGGAUCUCCAAGAAGAUCCAGCUUAGUGACCUAAGUAAAGUCGAUUAG
Molecule: messenger RNA, 747 nt
Organism: Ogataea philodendri
Lineage: Eukaryota; Fungi; Ascomycota; Pichiomycetes; Pichiales; Pichiaceae
Exons: 1
Coding region: 1-747 (248 amino acids)
Source: RefSeq, a predicted model, not a curated record